CCUUUCCUCUCCCUCUAGGCGGCCGCAGUGUUGUAAUCUCUUGCAAUCUCUCAGUUGACUUUAUAGUUCGUUUCUUGUAGGGGAAUGAUGUACGCGUUUCUUGGGGACAAGCCGCACCUUGAUGAGGCUAUUGUGCAUGCUGGAUACGGCCUCGGCUAUGGCAAUUGGCUACAUCCUAUUGUGGACAACACGGACCUGGACCAACCCCCUGUGACUGACGGUCUUUCAUCGGCUUCAGAUAACAACAACUCUCUUGAAGCAAACGUGGUACCAGCCCGAAGAGGGAGAGGCAGGCCACGGGUAAACACAGCGCGAGAUGAGAGCGCUGUAGAGAAACGCCGGGCUCAGGUUCGCGAAGCGCAACGUGCCUAUCAAAAAAGAAAAGAUAGCGCCACGGCCUCAGAGCGGCGAAGGUGCGACGAUGUAUUGCAAGUCCUUUCUGAUCUUUCCAUGGACGUGGAAGCACUGCUCCAGGCUGCUGCUGAUGCAGGGGUGACGAAAGAAGAGGGCGAAUUUCCCGAUCACAUCCGUCGCUUGUGGACAACUUACAACACCGCAAUCAAUAGCCCAUGUCUCGGUCCUGAGUUGCGGCUGUUGCAAGUCAAGAACGAACGCCGCCAGGCUGUUUAUCAGGACAACAACCACUCCAGAACAGAGCGCAACACGCAUGGGCAGCAACCAUCACAUCACAGAGAUUCGAUGGACCUCGAUCUUGGAUCAGUGAAUGACCAAACCCUUAUUACUCCUUUCUCUGCGGUUCAGACGAGUUUCCCUAGCUCAGGACCGCGAAGCAUUUAUCAGGUGUGCAGAGAACGGCAAGCAGAAUUUCAUCGUGUACGGAAUCCCGCCUAACACUGGAUCGAGCUAGCGGGCCGUCCCUCAAGCUCCACUCUGUGCGCCUGACUAUGCAGCUUAGAGCGCCACGUCGAUCAUA
Molecule: messenger RNA, 934 nt
Organism: Paraphaeosphaeria sporulosa
Lineage: Eukaryota; Fungi; Ascomycota; Dothideomycetes; Pleosporales; Didymosphaeriaceae
Exons: 3
Coding region: 85-852 (255 amino acids)
Source: RefSeq, a predicted model, not a curated record